AUCCAGGAAGUUGCAGUAAAUACUGAGACACGCAACAGUAAUCUCUUAUGUUUAAUUCACACCGUCUUUAUUUGAGUAGUAUUGGUUAAGUUUAAGGCUGGAGGAAGCAGUCGCGCUGCUGGAACUAUAUCUGGUCGUUAUGGUCAUUUCAUUCUCCUGGGUUGUUUAUUUUCUGUUUGUCUCUAAACCAGGACUGGGUAAAAACUACAAGAUGGACUGAUCUGAGUUCAGCUGCAGCACAUUUUUGAAGAUAUUAAGAUUGAGGUAGUAGGCAACAGUUUGGAGCUUCAGACAUGGACUUCUCCAAGUUUCUGGCAGAAGAUUUUGAUGUGAAGGAAUGGGUGAAUGAUGCGUUCAAAGUGGCACAGAAAGAGGCGCCGGGCAAAGCAGAUGCUCACGCUGCCACGCUGGUCAUGAAGCUGCAGCUGUUUAUUCAAGAAGUUAACAACUCUAUAGAAGAGAGUAGUAUUCAGGCACUGCAGAACAUGCCACGUGUGUUACGAGAUAUUGAAGCACUAAAGCAGGAGGCAUCAUUCCUCAAAGAUCAGAUGGUCAUGGUGAAGGAAGACAUUAAGAAGUUUGAACAGGACACUGUGCAGUCCAUGCAGGUGCUGGUCGAACUCGAUCAGGUAAAGUCCAGGAUGCAGCUAGCGGCUGAAGCACUACAGGAAGCAGAUAAAUGGAGCACGCUCAGUGCAGACAUUGAGGAAACGUUUAAGACGCAGGACGUGGCUGUAAUUAGCACCAAGCUAGCAGCGAUGCAGAGCAGCUUGGCCAUGCUAGUAGACACUCCAGACUACAGUGAGAAGUGUGUUCAGCUGGAGGCACUCAAAAACAGACUGGAGGCUUUAACAAGCCCACAGAUCGUCUCUACCUUCAACACACACUCUACAGAUCAGGCCAAGCUGUUUGUGAAGGUUUUCACAGAAAUGGACAGAAUGCCACAACUGCUGGCUUAUUAUUACAAAUGCCACAAGGUGCAGUUACUGAGUGUAUGGGAGAGUGUUUGCCAGUCUGACGCUUCUCUAAAGCAGCAGCUCACCGAGUUCUAUGACACACUCCUGUCCACCUGGUACACACAGCUGCAGUGGACCAGCCAGGUCUUUAGGAACCCCUAUGAGGUGGUGACGGUGUUGAUGAUCCAGACUCUUGGUGCCAUGGUGCCAUCCAUCCCAGAUUGUAUCACAGCAGCGUUGAACCAUUGCCCUGCUGAGAGUCGACUUGACACUCUUCUCGAGCUUCACCAGACAGCGGCCAACUUCAGUCGCAGCCUGGAGAGCGCCAUGCAGCCUCACCUCAGUGAGUGUAACCUUUUGAAGGUGGGGGAGCUGGUGUUGUGUGUGUAUGCACCAUAUAAAACGUACCAGAUGCAGUAUGGAGACCUAGAGAAGACCAACCUGCUGAUCCAGCUCAGUGCUGUUCCACUGGAACGUGGUGAGGUGUUAGACUGUGUUUUGGAGCUCACACAGUCUGUACAGAAGGUGUUUGGACUGGCAGCAGCUGCAGUGGAUCGUUGUGUGAAACUCACAGACGGACUCGGAGUGUGUGGCCUCGUCAAAGCACUGAGGGCCCUUUUCACCAAGUAUGUAUCAGAUUUUUCUAUCACUCUUCAGUCAAUCCGGAAAAAGUAUAAACUCGAGGAAAGGUCCAUUUCAGAGGUGUUCACUGAGGACUGGACAGCGUUCCAGAAUUGUGUUAGAAUUAUUGCUACAUGUGGGGAGCUUCUCAGGCAGUGUGGAGCUUUUGAACAGCAGCUUUCAAACAAGAUUUUAGGAAAGGCUGGGCAUUUUCUCUGGGAGGGUUUUAACCCCAGGAGCCUGAGCGGCCUACAGGAGGGCGGGACUGAGAGGCGGAGCCAGAAGAACCCUUGGCAGGAAUAUAACUACCUACAACAAAGCAGCACUGCAGAGUACAACACCCUGCUGGAAACACUGCACACACUUAAGGAGAAAGGCACGGGCAACUCAAGCCUCCUCUCGGAAACUCGCACCGCACUGACUCGUCUGAACCAGCAGGCCAAUCAGCUCGCGUUCGAUUCUGUGUUCCUGCAAAUCAAACGCCAGCUAUGCCUACUCAAUAAACCAGAGGGUCGAGGUUCUGUUGGUCUGGGUGAAAGUUUUACAGAAGAUCUGCCAACUUUCAGCCUCUCACCACAGGAGCACAUUACUAAUAUUGGCCAGUAUAUCAUGUCUCUGCCACUGCACCUGGAGCCAUUUGUGACUCAGGAGGAUCCAGCACUGGAACUGGCCUUACACACAGGAAAACUGCCCUAUCCACCAGAGCAAGGAGAUGAUGUUCCAGAGUUGGAGAACACGGCAGAUUAUUGGCUGGGAUCUAUCGCCAGGGCGACCAUGCAGACGUACUGCGACGUGAUUUUGCAGAUUCCAGAACUGAGUCCUCAUGCCACCAAACAGCUGGCGACAGAUAUUGACUACCUGAGCAACGUGAUGGAUGCACUGGGUCUGCAAACCUCCAGAACUCUGCAGAACAUCACAGCUCUCCUCCGGGCUAAACCUGAGGAAUUCAGACAGACAUCUAAACCUCUCCCACGCAGACUCACAUCCUCCAUUGCUGCUAUGCGAGGCCUUGAGUACUAACCAUGUAUAUAAAAAAGAUGAGCCUUGUUUCGCCAUAGCCAGUGGCAUCUGCUUGCUUUACCAACCAGCUCCAACAUUUCCAAAAUGCCGGCUUAAAUCUGAAGUUUUCAAACAGAAGGGAAAAAUUUACUCGAGUUUGAAGGAGUUUAAGAAGAGAAGUUGCGUAUACUAUCUAACUUUUCAAUUUAAUACAGGGCAAUGUUAUCGUUUUUAGGCCGGAACACUAAGUUUUUGCUAUUUUCAUUCUUAUUAUUUUCAUUAUCUGAACCAAAUAAACUUAUUUAACACUG
Messenger RNA from Trichomycterus rosablanca, 2887 nucleotides. RefSeq names its product component of oligomeric golgi complex 7 (gene cog7). Gene Ontology annotation, cellular component: COG complex. NCBI's taxonomy places the organism in Eukaryota, Metazoa, Chordata, Actinopteri, Siluriformes, Trichomycteridae. Bases 294 to 2597 code for a protein of 767 amino acids. The record is from RefSeq and is a predicted model, not a curated record. The transcript is spliced from 18 exons. Gene Ontology annotation, biological process: Golgi organization; intracellular protein transport; retrograde vesicle-mediated transport, Golgi to endoplasmic reticulum.